Molecule: messenger RNA, 2931 nt
Organism: Neoarius graeffei (lesser salmon catfish)
Lineage: Eukaryota; Metazoa; Chordata; Actinopteri; Siluriformes; Ariidae
Gene: poglut2
Product: protein O-glucosyltransferase 2
Exons: 10
Coding region: 1565-2764 (399 amino acids)
Cellular component (GO): endomembrane system
Molecular function (GO): protein binding; glucosyltransferase activity
Source: RefSeq, a predicted model, not a curated record
GUAACCAUGCGGUCUGCGCGGCCAUCUUGGAAGUGACUCGCUCCAGAGCGCUCAUAGAGUACACAUCAUAGAGUACACAUUCAUGAUAAUCAUAAAUGUAAUCAUAAAGUCGGCGUGAUAUCAGUCAUGUAUUUGCUUGUGAAAGCUUGUUUCUCAAAGCAAACACUGAGGGAAAGCUAACUUAGCCAGACAAGUAGGCUACAGAUUGUCAUUUGCUUACGCUGAUGUAGGUUAUCAAGUAUUUUGCUUCAUUCAGGGAUAAAACUAAGAAGCCAUAAACUAGAAGACGUGCCUGCCAAUAUUAUCCUAAAUGUAUCACGGAUCAGGCAUAGUCGUAAGCUUAUUAUGUUAGCCGUUUGCAUGCUCCAUUAGGAACUAUGUAUUCAGUGUAGCAUACGGCUUACAUGAUAUAAGCAGUGUUUACACAUGCAAGACAACAAUACACAAUAUUAAAAUAUUGAUUCCGUAACACUUUGAACAAAUACGGGUUGAUCUACCAAUCCUUGUUAUCCAACCUUGUGGUGUUCAAUGCUGGGCUGUCUGCCUGUCCGCUGUCCAUCUCGGGGUCGGAGUCGCUCUCAGAUCGCACAGUAACAGGUUCAAACCUGUACGGUUGGAUGCACCCGUGUUCGUCAUCACUUGAUUCUUCCGAUCUAUCCCACUCACAACACAAUUCUAGACUCCCAGAAGAGGAAGAGCUAGAGAGUUCACCGGCAUUUUCAUGCGCCAUUUCCAUUGAGUAGAACAGCCAAUGAACCGCAGCGUGUUCUUCCGCUGACGUCACAACAUGGCCGCGAGCCACGGACCCAGUUUUCUUGCGCUGUGCAAUUAAAAGUUGGAUAUUCGCAUAACAACAGCUUCUUUUCACGUAAUUAUAACAGAAAUCUAACAUGUUUGCCAUGUUGUAUAGUUUAUUUAAGAAAUUGCAUAGAGUCAUGUUCGUGUCAUCAGCCCUUUAACUAGCAAUGUUAAUCUUUUGUGCUGAAGCUUAAGUCUACUGUGCUGCAAAAAACAUUUACCUUGAGUAUAGGCAGUUCUUCAUGGAGCCCAAAGGAUUUUGGAGAAAUGUUCUCACUAUCAAAUGCCUUAUACAGCGUUCAGCUUUUUGGUUUCCAGGCAGCCAUAGCCUGAACAAGAACAGUUUUAAAAUGUGUUCUACUUUUCACAAAUCCUAAAUUGUGGAACGUGACACAUGAUCACGUAUGUGUAAUAAGUACUACUGUCUUUCAGCCACAGUUAGCUUUUUGUCCUCUUACCUCAUACAUGUACAACACAUGGAGUUAUCUGCUGAACAGACUUUGAUAGCAGUCCCCAGAAAACACUAGAAAUGUAUGAAAAAUACACCGAUCAUGGCAGAAGAGAUGGCAGGAAUCUGUCUCCAGCUGUGGUUCGUUGAUCGCUGGAUAAGCAUCAGGGUUUUAUUACCUUGUCUGCUACAGAUUUUACAACUUCACCUGGAGCCAAUACGUUUGAAGUGAAGAUCACAUCCCCAUCAGAAGCUUUCUCCAGGAUCUGGGUGCAGGUUUUAGACCGUCAUGAUGGAUCCUUUCUGGUGCGUUACCGCAUGUACGCCAGCUACACAGACCUCAGCAUUCAGAUCCUACUGAAGAAUAAACAUGUGGCCAAGUCUCCGUAUAUUCUCAAAGGUCCAGUGUACCAUGAAUCAUGUAACUGUCCAGAGCCCAGUGGUGCAUUGUGGGAGAAGCACAUGCAUUGUCCCUCUUCAUUUUCUCAGAUCCAGCAUGAUCUGUCAGCCUUUCCUAAAGUGGACCUAGAGCGCAAUGCCCAAGAAAUCCCUCAGCGCUUUGGCCAGAGACAGAGCUUAUGUCACUACACCAUCAAAAAUAACCAGGUGUACAUCAAAACGCACGGCGAGCAUGUUGGCUUCAGGAUCUUCAUGGACGCCUUUCUCCUCUCUCUCACACGGAAGGUUAGGCUUCCAGAUGUUGAGUUCUUUGUGAACUUGGGUGACUGGCCCUUGGAGAAAAGACGGAGCGCUGAGAAACUCCAUCCCAUCUUUUCUUGGUGUGGGUCCAAUGACACUCGAGAUAUUGUUAUGCCAACCUAUGAUCUCACAGAGUCGAUCCUGGAGACCAUGGGCAGAGUAAGUUUGGACAUGAUGUCAGUGCAGGCAAACACAGGUCCUCCGUGGGCUGAGAAGAAUCGUACAGGUUUCUGGAGGGGCCGAGACAGCAGGAGAGAGCGUUUGGAGCUGGUGAAACUGGCACGAGCAAAUCCUACAUUGCUGGACGCUGCUUUCACUAAUUUCUUCUUCUUCGAGCAUGAUGAGAGCCUUUAUGGACCACUAGUCAAACACGUCUCCUUCUUUGAUUUCUUUAAGUAUAAGUAUCAGAUAAAUGUUGAUGGAACGGUGGCUGCGUACCGAAUGCCCUACCUUCUGUCCGGAGACAGCGUAGUGUUGAAGCAGGACUCCAUAUAUUACGAGCACUUCUAUAGCCAGCUCAAGCCCUGGGUUCACUACAUUCCCAUCAAAGCAGACCUCAGUGACCUGUUGGAGAAGAUACAGUGGGCUAAAGAACAUGAUGAAGAGGCUCAGAAAAUUGCACAAGCUGGUCAACAGUUUGCACGUACCUAUCUGAUGGGUGACAGUAUAUUCUGUUACUACUUCAAACUUUUCCAGGAGUAUGCAAAGCUGCAGUUAACUAAGCCUAAAAUACGCGAUGGCAUGGAAUUGGUAGAGCAGCCCAAAGAUGAUCUUUUUCCAUGCUACUGCCACAGGACCAAGGUCAAAGAUGAGCUUUGAGUUUCCACGUACCAGGAUCAUGAAACUGCCUUAUUAUUCUGAUUCGUCACAUUCUGGUCAUUUUCCCAAGUGCAAAUCUUAUUGAAACAAGCAGCAAAUCUCAACGUUUUCAACGCUUUAUGUAUUUUCCACUGUCAUAUAUUUAUAUUGCAUUUUUUAAAAUCUUG